CGCCAACAGAUUUGAAUUUUCAGUUUAUAUUUCUGUGUGUUGUUAGACGGUUGACAAAAUGUAAGUUAAGAAAUUUAUUUAUUUUAUUGUUACGAAGUAAUUAACUUUAUUUUUGUAGGGGAAAACAUAAGAACAGAACGCAAAAUACGAUUAUAAUUGAAUUUAUGGAAAAAAAUCCUGAUAUCUUAAGAGGAUUUACGAAACGUAAUAAGCCGACGAUAGAUUCGUUAUGGCAGGCAUUAACUGAAUCCCUUAAUGCUGCAGGUCCUCCACACAAAGACGUAAACGGGUGGAAAAAGGUUAUAACUGAGUGGAAAAGCGAAAUCAAAAGGAAAUUAGCUCACAACAAAAUUGAGAGUCGAGCAACAGGAGGUGGCCCAUUUUCAAAAUAUCAGCUCACUCCAAACGAAGAAACCAUUGUGCGUCUUUGUGGCAUUUCGCAAACUAUAGAAGGCAUAUUAGGCGUUUCUCUUGGUACCCAACCCGUUAAUGAGAAUUUAAAUAUACCAAUUGCAGGGGUGAAUGUAGAUUUGUCUUCCUCAUCGCCAGAUGAACAAAAUAUAAACUUGAGUUGUAAUGCAUCCAAUAGACAAAAAGAUACCGACGAUAUACCCUCCACGUCACAAAGGCAACACGAAAUAAAUGCUAGUGUACCUAAAAGGCAAAAAUUAGAAAGUACAGCAGAUCGCUUAAAAAGAUUUUUGGAUGAGGAAGAUAAAAAAAAUGGAGAUAUAUUGAAAAAAUUUGAUCAAAUAAUAGAACUGCAAUCUAAAAAUGCUAGCAGCUUGAGGCGUAUAUACCAAGCAAUAGAGAGUAAUAAUAAAACUGUUGGAAGAGCUAUUACUGAAUUGAAAGAUGAGUUUGUAAGUAUAAGUACUCAAUUACUUAAAGCUAUUGUGGAAAAAAAUGAGAUUAAAAAAGAACAACUAAAUCUCGAAGUUCUCAAGUUUGAAUACAAAAGACAACGAAAUAACGAAAAAAAAGAUUAA
Molecule: messenger RNA, 989 nt
Organism: Bactrocera neohumeralis
Lineage: Eukaryota; Metazoa; Arthropoda; Insecta; Diptera; Tephritidae
Exons: 2
Coding region: 165-989 (274 amino acids)
Source: RefSeq, a predicted model, not a curated record